Messenger RNA from Harpegnathos saltator (Jerdon's jumping ant), 1401 nucleotides. Its product is annotated as kxDL motif-containing protein CG10681. Gene Ontology annotation, cellular component: BORC complex. NCBI's taxonomy places the organism in Eukaryota, Metazoa, Arthropoda, Insecta, Hymenoptera, Formicidae. The transcript has 3 exons. Bases 370 to 900 code for a protein of 176 amino acids. The record is from RefSeq and is a predicted model, not a curated record. Gene Ontology annotation, biological process: lysosome localization.
GAUGAGUGUGAGUCAGCUUGGGACUGCGUUGUAAUCGUGAGGGUAACGGGCUGGUUGGCUCGAUAAUCGACAACUCUCAUUUAGUCAUACACGGCUUCUCAGAUCGAUAUGACGUGUUGGCGGAGGAGGACGCGGCCGGAGUACGCGAUCUGUACGUUCGCGGAACGUAACGCUCGUCGAUAGAGUUUCUGCGGUAUAUAGGUGUUGUUGACGGAUAUUUUCUUUCUUUCUGUUUUAUUUCUUGCGGAUAAAGAGUCUCGCGAUAACCUCGCGACUUCCUUAUGCUGAGCCGGACGGAGUUGUGUAAUGGAGUUACUUGAUGAUGAGAUUGAGAAAUUCGAGGUCUGCUAGUCUUGAGAUAGCGAAAGUAUGGCAGCGGCACAAGGCACACCGGAGUCAGACACUGGCAGUUUCGAGUGCUUCAGAAACUACACCGCGCCAGAGGUAUUUGUGCAAGGUCUGGCCGGCAUUGUCGACCAGCAGGAUGUAGAGUCUAUGAUACGUGCGCAGAAACAAAUGUUGCAAAGGUUCGAGAAGACCAAUGAGAUGUUGACCAACUGUAAUCAGUUGUCGAUAAACAGACUGAAGACAGCUGGCACCGAGUUCAAGAAGCACACUGCUCUUCUAAUCGAGAUGAAGAGGGAUUUGGAUUAUAUCUUUAAGAGGAUUCGUCUGGUAAAGAACAAACUGAGCCAGCAAUACCCGCAGGCGUUCAAUGAGGCUGUGAGGAGCAGUUUGGCGGAGGAGGUUAUCGUGGAGGAUAUCGAUUGUCCGGUGAAGCCCCUCGAGCCAGAGAUCGUGCCACUGCCGUCCGCUCCGGUUCCCUGUGCCGCCGAUCGUGAUCCCGAUUCAGACGGUAAUGAGACCUCCACUACAAAUAGUCAUAUCGCUAAGGAAUAAGACCGUCCCGACUUCCUCGCGGAAGCCGACGAACGUUCGAAUGUAAAACACGUAAAGUAAGCCUACGGAGCGCACGAGUGGGCGGUGUGAUUCAGGUAACAUAUUACAAUUUCUAAUGUGUACACGUGUGUGGCGGAGGCGACACACGAGUCUGUGCUUUGUUGUAAGACUUAAAGAGGAUCUGUUUAGUCUGUACCACUGUUUAAAGAUUGAGACGACUUUAUUGUUGCGAAAUGUAUGUAAGUACGUUAUAGCUGUGAAUGCAUAAGAGACUCUAUUUUAAAGAGAUAUUUCUACUAGAGAUCGAUGUUUAACGAGAAGUAAACGUGUCUCGCUUCUGAAGAUUGCAUCUUACCUGACACUUUGUGCAUUUUCUCUCCUUAUGUGGGAGAGAGGAUAUUGGUACAAAACCGCAAAGGUACAGGAGUAUCGAUCGCGGCGAGUCGACAUUUUCGCUCCGAUUAUUUUCGCAGGUCUCUCUCGUACGAAUGACAAAGAGUA